GUUAAAUCGUACUUCAACAUCCGAAUCAUACUGUAUUAUUUGUAGUGAGAAGGGUAAGAUCGUAAUAACAAGAAUCGUCGGGAAUAAAAAUCAAUUGUUUAGUUCCAUCGACUAUUGAGCUCAAAUGCUAUAAACCCGUCGCCGUUGCUUAGAGCUCAAAAGCGUGUCGAAGCCGCUUUGCAUCUUCAAAGGCAAUCUUCAAAAUUUUCAUAUCUUUAAACUCUCAGUAGUAGCCAGUCUCUAGAGAGAGAGAGAUACAUACAGAGCUCGAGAAGAAGCCUCUAGAGAGAGAGAGAUAGAGAGAGAGAAACGUUUUUUCUUCAGAGCUUGACGAACGGAUAAAGGAUUUAUCCUCAAAGAGAGAGAGAGAGAGAAUUGAGAAAAAAGCAGUUUUCAUGGGUUCUCUAAUGCAAUCUGAGCAAGAGAUGGAGAAGAAACCAGUAGGGAUUCGAUUCUUGGAACGAAUCAAAGGCUCAAAGCUCUCUUACAACGCGUAUCAAGCGAUAGUCUUGAUCGUGACGUUCCUCGCUUACGCAAGCUAUCACGCCGCAAGAAAAACAACAAGCAUUGUGAAGAGCGCGCUUGAUCCACAAUCUCCAGAUACAGGGCUUAACUCACUCCUUUUGAGAUUCACCUCGUAUCGAUCAGCCGGAAAAGAACAAGAUGACGGUGGUUGGGCUCCGUUCAACGGACCAAACGGAACGGUUCUGCUCGGUGAGAUCGACGUUGCGUUUCUUGCGGUGUACGCUUUCGGGAUGUACUUCGCGGGACAUUUGGGAGAUAGGAUGAACCUGAGGAUAUUCUUGACCGUUGGUAUGAUCGGAACCGGUUUGUUCACUUCUCUGUUCGGCGUCGGUUAUUGGGCGAAUGUUCAUAGCUUUUACUACUUCUUGAUCAUGCAAAUGCUCGCUGGUCUGUUUCAAUCCUCUGGUUGGCCUUCUGUUGUCGCUGUGGUUGGAAACUGGUUUAACAAGAAGAAGAGAGGAUUGAUCAUGGGGAUAUGGAACGCGCACACUUCCGUUGGGAACAUCACUGGCUCGUUGAUCGCUGCUGCGAUGCUUAGAUAUGGUUGGGGAUGGUCUUUUGUGGUUCCUGGUGUGGUUAUAGUCUUGGUCGGGCUUGUGAAUUUCGCUUUCUUGCCUGUGAAUCCGGAGACUGUUGGAGCAGAGAGAGACGAGGAUGUUGUUGGUUCCAGUGAGAAGAUCGGUGACUCUGUGAAUGUCCCGUUGCUAUUGAGCUCGUCGGAUUCCGAAACCGACGACAAGAAACGGCCUGUUGGGUUCAUCGAGGCAUGGAGGAUUCCGGGAGUCGCGCCGUUCGCGCUUUGUCUCUUCUUUGCUAAGUUGGUCGCUUACACUUUCCUCUAUUGGCUCCCUUUUUACGUUAGCCACACAGCGAUUGAAGGAGAGUAUUUAUCAGACGAAACAGCGGGAAAUCUUUCGACAAUGUUCGAUGUUGGAGGUGUGGUCGGAGGGAUCAUGGCCGGUUACAUUUCAGACAGGAUCGGAGCAAGAGCUAUAACAGCUGCGAGUUUCAUGUACUGCUCAAUACCAGCUCUGUUCUUCUACCGGAGCUAUGGUCACGUGUCGCUAUUAGCCAACGCGUCUCUCAUGUUCUUGACGGGAAUGUUGGUUAAUGGGCCUUACGCUUUGAUCACAACGGCUGUUUCAGCCGAUCUCGGGACGCAUAGCUCGUUGAAAGGAAACUCAAGAGCUUUGGCUACAGUGACGGCUAUAAUCGACGGUACGGGAUCCGUUGGAGCGGCAGUUGGACCGUUGCUAACGGGUUAUAUAUCGUCGAGGAGUAGCUGGACCGCGGUUUUCACCAUGUUGAUGGGAGCUGCGUUUGUGGCUGGACUGUUGCUUACGAGGCUUGUGAUGGCUGAAGUAGCGACUAAGAUAGCUGAGUCUAGACCGUCGGAGUCAGUGUGUAGAUCUCCCGUGGACCAUCAGGGUCUUGUGCUAGAAGUGUGACCAACUUUGAACGCUAUUUUAGUUGCGUUUGUAAGUUGUGUUUUUUUUUGUAUUAAAGAGGGAAGACUCGGGACCGGAGUUUUAGGUCAAGAUUUGGUCUAUGGGGGAAUUUGUAAACAUGUAAACUGUAUUGUGAAUGUACAUAAAUUAAUAUAUACUAUAUAUAUAUAUAUUGUUCUUGAUUUGAUCAAUUUAUCCAAGAAGAAUGUC
Thlaspi arvense is the source of this 2183-nucleotide messenger RNA. The record is from the annotation of a GenBank genome assembly. Lineage: Eukaryota; Viridiplantae; Streptophyta; Magnoliopsida; Brassicales; Brassicaceae.